GCGCAAGGUACAUAUUACGUUAGAGACUUGCGUCCAGAUGUGGUUUUGUUACAAGCAGUAUCAAACGACCUGUGUAGGAGAAACACAUCAGUGAAUGAUAUUUACCGUGAGCUUGUAGACUUUGUAAUUUAUCUCCGUUAUGAGGAAAAUGUGAAGAAAGUGGUGGUGCUACAGACAUUGCAUAGAAUUCCCCCGACAAGGCGUAUCCGGUUUCACGUGGACACAGCAUGGUUUAACACGAGGGUGGAUGAACUAAAUAGACGAGUGUCCAGUUACUUGAAGAAUGUAGACUCAGCAACAUUCUUUCGCCUGUCUGGUUUCUGGUGUCCUAAUAAUCAACGGGCAGUAUUUUUGGCUGAUGGGGUCCAUUUGAAUUAUCAAGGAAAUAAGAAAUAUUAUAAUAAUGUGAGGGCUGUAAUUGUUUCAAUGAUAAAGUCUAUCAAUAAUGGUGGGUAUUUAUCUGUACAACAUUUAUAUUUAGUCUAAUUAUAAUACAUUCUACUACGUUCAUUUGAUUUAAUUGCUCAUUGGCGAUUGAUGCAGUCUUUAGUAUAUUAUUAUGCUAUAUAAAAAUAAACUCAUUUCAAUCUUAAUAUAUGGCAACCCUGUGGAUUGGGGUUGUUUUAUUCGAAUUUGCCAAUAUGGUGUAUUAUUGAUAAGCAACUUACAUAAACUAAACAUGAUUUAAUUUCCAGGAUUUUACACCCCUAUAUGGUCGGGGUUGACUUUUAGCAGGAUCUUGCACCCCUAUAUGGUCGGGGUUACUUGGAAUACAGCAGAUGAAUGAACCAGCUGGAGCGAGGCGACCAGCCAGGGCCAGAAGGCUAAGACGACAAGUACCAGCCGCGGCAGGUACAGCCGAUCAGGCAGCUCAGCAGGACGCUUUAGAAGCUGAACAGGCGGCUCAGCAGGACGCUUCUGAUACCUUACAGCCUCAGCUAGUAGCUGCUGUAACGGAGCAAGUCCUAAAGGCAAUCCGCGAACAGUCGGCUGGUGGUCAAUCUGGGGAGGAAAGAGGACGUGAACGCCAAAGAAGCUCGAGAGGAAGGAAACGUAGAAGACGGUCCUCUUCAGGUAGCAUGUUAGACUCUAGUUCGGAUCGAGAUAAGUCAGAUAAUGACUCAGAGGACAGCUCAUCCAGUGAGGAGAGUGAUUCAGAUGAUGAGCAGCAGCUCUUAUCAACUCCAAUUUCUUCUCAAGUCGAUAGUAAACUCAAAAACAAAAUAUGGCAAAACAAGUACAUUGACUUUGCAAAAUUAAUACCAAAAGAUGAUUUUAGUAGGGAUAAGUCAGUACACUUGCAAAGCAUGGGUAAAUCAGAAUUUAAGUUUGUGACCUCAAAAUCAAAAACAGCCAUUAAAUCUAUUGAUCAGUGGACCACAGCAUUUUUAAAAUUUUUGGCCAUUUACUCUGAGAAAUUCCCCAACUUGGUACCAGCGGUCAUCAAACAUGGUGAAAUAGUGCGCGAGCUAGCUAGCAGACGCACAGGUUUGGCAUGGUUAUCAUAUGAUAGGCAAGUCCGCAAGGACAUAGAAUCAAUGUCAAUUCCAUGGGGGCAACUGCACUAUGAGUACUGGGUUAUGGCCACCACAUCGCGACAAUCUAAUUAUGGCAAUCAGACACAUAAUUUUCGUGGCCGAUACCAAUUCCAAAACAAAGGGGGGGCCUAUAAAGGCAAGAGAAUACCCCAGGGAUAUUGUUAUGCUUUCCACAAAACAGGACAUUGCACAUCCCAGAACUGUCAAUACAAGCACCUUUGCCCUCAGUGCAGGAAGCCACACUCAGUGCUUUUCUGCACAUGGGGUGAUCAAUCGCAAACCUCUGUCCCAGGGUCCCAAACCAGACAAAAAGAACCCACUAGUACAAGCAAAUAGAUUAAUUGUCACUCCCGUAAGAGUAUUAACCCUAGAACACUUUCUUAAUGGGUAUGAUGAAGAUUUAAAAACAUUUUUAUGUAAGGGUUUUGGGGAAGGUUUUCAUCUUCAAUAUAAUGGGCCGAGACAGUCAAGGCGUUCAUCUAAUUUACUUUCGGUAAAAGAACAUGAAGAUAUUGUAGCACUAAAACUGCAGAAAGAAAUUUCUCUUGGUAGGAUUGAAGGUCCAUUUGAGGUACCCCCAUUUGAAAAUCUUCAAUGUUCCCCUAUUGGUCUUGUCCCAAGGAAAGAAAUAAAUGAAUUUCGCCUUAUUCACCACUUAUCUUAUCCUGAAGGGGGUUCUGUGAAUGAUUUUAUCCCGGAUGAUCUAUGCUCAGUAUCUUAUACAACAAUUGAUGAUGCAAUUAAACUUAUCAAAAAAAUUGGAAAAAAUUGUUUGCUAGCGAAAACAGACAUCGCAUCAGCAUUUCGAAUUUUACCGGUUCAUCCAAACGAUCAUGAGCUAUUAGGAAUUCAGUUUCAGGGUUCUUUAUAUUAUGACAAGUGCCUUCCCAUGGGAUGUUCUAUAUCGUGCUCUAUUUUUGAGACAUUUAGCACAGCAUUACAAUGGAUUGCUUGCAGCAAAUUUGGGGUUCCCAAUAUGUUGCACAUAUUGGAUGAUUUUCUUUUUAUAGGUCCUCCU
This is a messenger RNA of Saccostrea cuccullata (small rock oyster), 2556 nucleotides long. RefSeq lists its product as uncharacterized. The transcript is spliced from 2 exons. The record is from RefSeq and is a predicted model, not a curated record. Bases 780 to 1874 code for a protein of 364 amino acids. Lineage: Eukaryota; Metazoa; Mollusca; Bivalvia; Ostreida; Ostreidae.